This is a messenger RNA of Chrysochloris asiatica (Cape golden mole), 2098 nucleotides long. RefSeq names its product spindle assembly 6 homolog (C. elegans) (gene SASS6). Gene Ontology annotation, cellular component: centrosome; centriole. Bases 134 to 2098 code for a protein of 654 amino acids. Gene Ontology annotation, biological process: centriole replication. The transcript is spliced from 17 exons. The record is from RefSeq and is a predicted model, not a curated record. Lineage: Eukaryota; Metazoa; Chordata; Mammalia; Afrosoricida; Chrysochloridae.
CCUCUUGUUUCUGUUUCUCCGCCUCCUCUGCGGGAGCCGAGCGCCAAACUCAAACUUUACCAGGACCUGGACGCAUCCAGGCUAGUGCUGAGGGCCGGGCCUUUCUUCACAACAGCUGGGGCAGCGGUCCAACAUGAGCCAGGUUCUGUUCCAGCAACUGGUCCCAUUGCAAGUGAAAUGUAAGGACUGCGAAGAAAGGAGAGUAAGUGUUAGAGUGAGCAUUGAGCUACAAUCAGUUUCUAAUCCAAUUCACAGAAAGGAUUUAUUUAUUCGUCUGACUGAUGAUACUGAUCCAUUUUUUCUGUAUAACCUCGUUAUAUCUGAGGAAGAUUUUCAGAGUUUAAAAUUCCAGCAAGGUCUUCUGGUAGACUUCUUAGCUUUCCCACAAAAAUUUAUAGAUCUCCUUCAGCAGUGUACUCAAGAACAAGGCAAAGAAAUUCCAAGGUUUUUGCUGCAGUUAGUUUCUCCCACAGCCAUUUUGGAUAGCUCACCUGCAUUUUUAAAUGUGGUGGAGACAAAUCCUUUUAAGCAUCUUACUCACCUUUCAUUAAAACUUUUACCUGGAAAUGAUGUGGAGAUAAAGAAAUUUCUAGCAGCCUGUUUGAAAUGUAGCAAGGAAGAAAAAUUAUCAUUGAUGCAAUCACUGGAUGAUGUUACUAGGCAGCUGGACUUGACACAAAAGACAUUAUCAGAAAAAGUCCAAGAACUAGAUAAACUACGGAAUGAAUGGACAUCACACACAGCAGCAUUGACAAAUAAGCAUUCUCAGGAACUGACAAAUGAGAAGGAGAAAGCGUUGCAGGCACAGGUUCAAUAUCAGCAGCAGCAUGAGCAACAGAAAAAAGAUUUAGAAAUCCUUCACCAAAGAAACAUCAACCAGCUGCAAAACAGACUGUCUGAGUUAGAAGCGUCUAAUAAAGAUCUAACUGAAAGGAAAUAUAAAGGAGACUCCACUAUCAGAGAACUUAAAGCAAAACUUUCUGGAGUUGAAGAGGAGCUUCAGCGUGCUAAACAAGAAGUCCUCUCUUUACGUAGAGAGAAUUCUACCUUAGAUGCUGAAUGCCAUGAGAAAGAAAAGCAUAUUAAUCAGCUACAAACAAAAGUGGCUGUUUUAGAACAGGAAAUCAAGGAUAAGGACCAGCUUGUUUUAAGAACAAAAGAAGCAUUUGAUACAAUCCAGGAACAAAAGGUGGCUUUAGAAGAAAAGGGAGAGAAAAGUCAGGUGCAACUAGAGAAACUAGAAGCGACAAUAAAAUCAUUAUCAGCGGAACUUCUUAAGGCAAAUGAAAUUAUCAAGAAGCUACAAGGGGACCUGAAAACUUUAAUGGGUAAAUUGAAACUCAAGAAUACUGUUACUAUUCAGCAAGAAAAACUCUUGGCUGAGAAGGAAGAAAAAUUGCAAAAGGAACAAAAGGAAUUACAAGAUGUUGGACAGUCUCUCCGGAUUAAAGAGCAAGAGGUAUGCAGAUUACAAGAACAAUUAGAAGCUGCAGUUCAAAAACUUGAAGAAAGCAAACAGAUUCUGAAAAAUAAUGAAAAGUUAAUCACGUGGCUAAAUAAAGAACUAAAUGAAAACCAACUAGUGAGAAAGCAAGAUGCAUUGGUACCUUCUACCACUCCACCUAUACAUUCUAGCAGUAACACAAUCAGAAGUGGAAUUUCUCCUAACCUUAAUGUGGUUGAUGGUAGACUGACUUACCCAUCUUGUGGUUAUCCUGUGUCCUCUGCAUUUGUAUUUCAGAAUACCUUUCCACAUCCAAUAUCUGCCAAAAAUGCCAUCCAUCCAGGUUCAGGACCAAAGGUACAGUUUAACUUGCCGUUUACAAAACCAAAUACAUCUGUAGAGGUUCAGUCAGGAGCAACUAUUAACAUACCAUGUUUAACUGAUAAGGAAAAUGGAGAAAACUUGGGGCUGGAAUCCAAAUAUCUGAAGAAAAGGGAAGAUAGCAUUCCUUUACGUGGGCUCAGUCAGAAUCUAUUUAAUAAUCCAGACCAUCAGAAAGAUGCCACCUUAGGCACAUUACAUGCCUCAUCAAAACCUGCAGUGCUCCCAGCUACAGCUUCAGCAUAUUUUCCUGGGCAGUUAUCAAACAGUUAA